This is a messenger RNA of Drosophila subpulchrella, 450 nucleotides long. Its product is annotated as enhancer of split mgamma protein. Gene Ontology annotation, molecular function: DNA-binding transcription factor activity, RNA polymerase II-specific; RNA polymerase II cis-regulatory region sequence-specific DNA binding; protein dimerization activity. The record is from RefSeq and is a predicted model, not a curated record. The coding region runs from base 1 to 450 and encodes 149 amino acids. The transcript has 2 exons. Gene Ontology annotation, cellular component: nucleus. Gene Ontology annotation, biological process: anterior/posterior pattern specification; regulation of neurogenesis; regulation of transcription by RNA polymerase II. Lineage: Eukaryota; Metazoa; Arthropoda; Insecta; Diptera; Drosophilidae.
AUGUCGAGUAUCAAGGAGCAGGAGUCCACUGGACCGAGGACGGGGGCCAUGUCCAGGACUCAGCAGUAUCGCAAGGUGCUGAAGCCACUGCUGGAGAGGAAGAGAAGGGCUCGCAUCAACCGCUGCGUGGAGGAUCUGAAGAACCUGCUCAAGGACCUGAUCCAUAUGGAUGCUGAAGCUAUGGCCAAAAUGGAGAAGGCUGACAUUCUGGAGCUGACCGUUUAUCACCUGCACAGGCAGCACCGCCCUGCAGCCACGCCCACUACGCCCUCUGUCUGCGAACCGCUGACCGAGCAAAUAGCCACGGAGCGGUACUGGAGCGGUUUUCGACAUUGCGCCCUGGAAGUAUCCCGCUUUUUGCAACGCAACAACUGUCAGCUCAACUCCAAGUUCGUUGAGGAAAUGGAGAAGCUUGUGCCCUUCGAACAACUUUUCUGGCGGCCAUGGUAG